Wasmannia auropunctata (little fire ant) is the source of this 682-nucleotide messenger RNA. RefSeq lists its product as uncharacterized. Bases 63 to 518 code for a protein of 151 amino acids. Lineage: Eukaryota; Metazoa; Arthropoda; Insecta; Hymenoptera; Formicidae. The record is from RefSeq and is a predicted model, not a curated record. The transcript has 3 exons.
UACGAUCUACUGAACGUCGAACCUUUAAUGAAAAAACCGAUCCCGUUGAGACAUUGCCCCGCAUGAUCGGUGAAUUAUCGAUUGAUGAAUGUGCGAAGCGAAACAUCGUCAGUAAAGUAAAUCAAGACUCUACAAUUGGAGAAAGAAUCACGGAACGCGAUUCUAAAUUGAGGACGGCCUCUCUGUACGAUGUCGAUAGAAUGUCAUUCGAGGAACUGCAAGCUUCUCUACGUAGAAUUACGGAAAAUCCGCGACAACCGUUUUCAUUUCUGACGAAUAUCUCCGAUGAAUUCGCGAGUGACAAACAUUUGUCGACGAACCCUACGGAAAUCGACAUGCAAUUGGCUGCUGUAGCACAGCGUAUCGAAUCGAGUAAAAUUUUAUUGGAGGAAGCCAAAUCUCACAUCGAAAACAUAUAUCUUCGCGCUAGGCAAAAUGAUGUUUGCCAAUUGUGGAAAAUACCCAACAUUUACGAUGAUAAAGCCAAAGAAGAGUCCGUUAACCCUGCAAGUUCAUAAAGAUUAUACUUAAAUAAAAGAUUUUCAAAGGAUAAAUUCUUUAUUUAUAAUAUAUAUAUCGCGACAGAAUUUAGAGAUAUUAUUUAUUAAGAUAACUAUAAUGUGAUGAUCCCGAAUAAAAAUUGUAAAAUAUAAAAUUCAGGCUGAAAGCGCUUAGCGUUUGA